This is a messenger RNA of Cottoperca gobio, 669 nucleotides long. Its product is annotated as extensin-like. The coding region runs from base 1 to 669 and encodes 222 amino acids. The record is from RefSeq and is a predicted model, not a curated record. The transcript has a single exon. NCBI's taxonomy places the organism in Eukaryota, Metazoa, Chordata, Actinopteri, Perciformes, Bovichtidae.
AUGAUCCGACCAACAAGUACUGUUCCCCCACUACGUUCCCGCACUACGUUCCCCCACUACGUUCCCCCACUACGUUCCCGCACUACGUUCCCCCACUACGUUCCCCCACUACGUUCCCCCACUACGUUCCCGCACUACGUUCCCGCACUACGUUCCCCCACUACGUUCCCGCACUACGUUCCCCCACUACGUUCCCCCACUACGUUCCCGCACUACGUUCCCCCACUACGUUCCCGCACUACGUUCCCCCACUACGUUCCCGCACUACGUUCCCCCACUACGUUCCCGCACUACGUUCCCGCACUACGUUCCCGCACUACGUUCCCUCACUAUGUUCCCCCACUACGUUCCCGCACUACGUUCCCGCACUACGUUCCCGCACUACGUUCCCUCACUACGUUCCCGCACUACGUUCCCCCACUACGUUCCCGCACUACGUUCCCGCACCACGUUCCCUCACCACGUUCCCGCACUACGUUCCCGCACUACGUUCCCGCACUACGUUCCCGCACUACGUUCCCUCACUACGUUCCCGCACUACGUUCCCGCACUACGUUCCCUCACUACGUUCCCGCACUACGUUCCCGCACCACGUUCCCUCACUACGUUCCCCCACUACGUUCCCGCACUACGUUCCCUCACUACUCAAAGCAACCACGGCCCCAAUAA